Messenger RNA from Polychytrium aggregatum, 2249 nucleotides. Its product is annotated as FAD binding domain-containing protein. The record is from RefSeq and is a predicted model, not a curated record. Bases 160 to 1902 code for a protein of 580 amino acids. Lineage: Eukaryota; Fungi; Chytridiomycota; Chytridiomycetes; Polychytriales. The transcript is spliced from 2 exons. Gene Ontology annotation, molecular function: FAD binding.
AUCCGCUGCCCACAGCUCCCCGCGUCGCUCCAAACUUGCUGGACCCCUUGGAUUGCUUGCACUUCCCCAGGACCUCCGUAUAAAAAAAGGCACCGCCUGCCUUUCGAUGAUCUAACCGCACUACACCACUUGGCUACCACGACCCCAACCAACACCAGCAUGUCUUCCAGCUCCGCCCAAGCUUCCGUCCCGGGAAACGCCCCCGAUCUCACCGUUUUGCCCUCCACCGUCAGUGUCAUGAUUGUCGGAGGCGGUCCCUCUGGCCUGGCCUUGGCGAUCGAGCUGGCCCGCCGAGAAAUCGACGUUUGCAUCAUCGAGAAGCACCAGACAAAGUCCAGCUUCUCUCGGGCCCUGGCCAUCCAUCCGAGAACCGUCGAGACCUUUGAACAGAUCGAUCCAAGAAUCUCAGAGAAGGCCAUCAACUCUGGGUAUAUCAUUCCCUCGAUCAACUUCCAGAAGAGCAAGAGCAUCCGCUCCAUAACCCAUAUCGAGACCGACCCGCUGCAGCCCUACACCAAAUAUCCCUUUGUCCUCGGCAUCUCGCAGGUCGUCACCGAGCAGAUCCUCGAGGACGCCCUCCUGGACCUGGGCCAGCCCGUCCAUCGAGGCAUUGAGCUUGUCGAUGCCGCCGAGCUGAACGGGACCGUGACUGUCACGGUGGCCUCGACGGUGGCUCCACACCAGAAGCGCACGAUCCAGUGCAAGUUCCUGUGUGGUGCCGACGGUUCCCGCAGCAAAGUCCGCGAGCUCUUUGGCAUCUCCUUCGAGGGCAAGAACUAUGCGUUCUCGGGCCUGCUCGCCGAUGUCACCUUGGACGACCAGUCCAGAUUCGCCAUCGAUGGGCCCAUCAUGAUCUCCCCUGGACGGGGCAUGGCCUUUAUCGCCCCCAUGGACGGCAACAUCUUCCGAAUCAUCACUAUCAACCCGAGCCUGGGCCGCCUGCCCAAGGAUCAUGUCGUCACCAAGGAGGAAAUACAGGCGUCACUCAACAGCCUCACCAACACCGGCUACGUCAUCAAAGAGACCCACUGGCUCUCUGUCUUUGGCUCCCAGCUGCGCCAGGCAGGCACCUAUCGCAAGGGUAACGUCUUUCUGGUUGGCGACGCUGCUCAUGUGCACUCUCCGGCGGGCGGUCAGGGCCUCAACACCUCGAUCCAGGACUCAUACAACCUCGGCUGGAAGCUGGCCUUGUACUUGAAGGGACAGGUCCCCAGUUCGGUCCUCGACACCUACCACCCGGAGCGUCAUCGCGUCGGUGCCGAUGUUCUCAGAGUCACCGACACCCUUAUUUUGGGAGUGAUGUCGUCUUCGUGGCUGGUCCGUGUGGGACUCCGCGGGUUCUUGUUCAUUCUCCCGAUGCUCAAGUCGCUCAAGGUUGAAUACUUUAGACGCAUCGCGGGCAUCGCCGUCAACUACCGUGCAAAGCCCGCAUGGGCUCCGCUCUCCCGCUUCUGGAACUGGAUAACAGGCCGCUCCAGCAAAUCGGCACUGCAGGCCGGCGACAGGCUCCCCGACCUUGACCUUCUUUCCGAUCUGCCCGAAUCCACGGCGGGACGACUCAGUCUCUACCGGGCUCUGUCCCUGACCACGGGAUUCAAGUUCUUCUUGUACGCCCACACCCGAAGCCUGAGCGUCGCCGAGAUCGACCGCAUCAACAGCCAACUGCAGCUCCUCAAGCUCUCGAAUGUGGCCCGCUUCGCCGUCAUUCCAUUUGGCGAUCGCCUCCGAUGCAGUCUGGGCAUGAGUGUGCUGAUCGACUACCAGUAUGGCUUUGAGCAUGUCCUUCGACAGAGACACGCCGACUACAUCCUCGUCCGCCCCGAUGGCUACAUUGCUGCCAUCGGCAACUUGUUUGAUCCCGUCGCCGAAACCAACAGAAAGCUCGCCUCCUGGAUCGCUUGAUCGUCAUGGCCACAGCUCGAACGACCACGCCUUCACCGGCAGUAACCAAGCAUGUCAAGUCGACUCUAGUGUAUCGAGCUGGCGACUUCCAAAUUGACUCAACGCUCGCGCACCCGCCAGUAUGCUUGGACGGUUGAAGCUUAGUGCAUUUGUUCAAGCGUUUCAUUAUUCUCCAAAGUAGCCCUUGACGGCCGCCCUUCCAGACCAACAACGAUCUCAUACAUAGUCUCCUGUGUGGCCCGUGUCGCCUCCCCUUGAUGGCGCUCAAGGUGUGCCCGCAGCUUAGCCCUCGUAUUUUCUAUAUUUGUGCUCUAAAUACAGCUUGCUCAGAACGAAACGAGACAGCA